UUUCGUUUAGCGUGGGGUUUAGGUUGUUAAGCAGCGGUGGAUGAAAGCCAGUCUAUUUCAAUGAGCGUGAUCUCCCCCCACGAGUUUUCUCAUUUUCACCAACCCUCCUCCCCGCGCUUUUUCGGUUCGAGAAUUACAAAAUCAUGUUAGCAGCAGAACAAAUGCAAACGGUCAAAGUAGCACUGAUCUUGUGCUCAUGCUUCUUUGCAUACGGAACAUAUUGGUCUGAUUGGGCAUUUGAUUAUUAUCUCUUGUGGGCCAACCCUGCUGACCAUCCCAGUGCAAUUCCUCGAGCCAUUCUGUACUACACGACGCAAACGCAAGCACCCAACAUUCUCAAAUAUAUUCCAUUUGUCAACCUCAUUAUUGGUGCUAUUGGUUUCUCGGCUGGUCUUGCUCAUUUCACUGAAGGCAAUAUCUUGUUUGAUGGUGCAUCAUUGGUUUUGAUGCUGUUUGGAUUGUCCACACACGCUACAUCUGUGCGACCAGGCUUGGAAGUGAUCGUUGCGGCUGCUGGAGAAACAGAGGAGGUGGUUGCUGCAUUAAAGAACAUUGCUGCUGCUCACUUUAUCAUUGUGCUGGCGAUCACCGGUAUCAUCGGCCUCCAGAUUGCUCAUUACUUUGUCAUGAAGAAGUCUGCCAAAUCCGAACGGGAGACGGGCAAUGCUGCCAAAAAGAACAGAUAAUCUCACCAACUUGACUAUUAUUGUACUACUGCCACAUCUCACACUAGUAUAUAUAUCUCUGCUCCUCACAACCUGUGUUUUCCUCCUUUCAGCUUCUACCUCUCUCCUGACGCGAACGCUCCUACUUUCAUAUGCUUCUCUAACCCCCCCCCCACAUCUGAGAAACAAAAAAAAAAAAAACUGAAAAACGAACAGUAUACAUGCCGAACAACUCUCUUUGUAACACAUAUUCUUCUUAUAAUAUAUAUUUCAAGAUUAAUGUACAUGCAUGGUAUCUCAUUUAAGCGAGAAAUGUAACUUGAAGCGAAAACGUGGGAAGAUGUA
Zychaea mexicana is the source of this 1010-nucleotide messenger RNA. RefSeq names its product ER membrane protein SH3. The coding region runs from base 144 to 686 and encodes 180 amino acids. The transcript is spliced from 6 exons. Gene Ontology annotation, biological process: endoplasmic reticulum to Golgi vesicle-mediated transport. Gene Ontology annotation, cellular component: endoplasmic reticulum membrane. The record is from RefSeq and is a predicted model, not a curated record. Lineage: Eukaryota; Fungi; Mucoromycota; Mucoromycetes; Mucorales; Lichtheimiaceae.